AGUAAGUCACAUUCUCGCGAGUUUACCAGUUAGGCAUCAACUUUGAGCGUUAUAUCAAAAAAAAUAGGAGAAAAAAAGAAGACGACACAUUGAAAAAGAGUGUAGUUAGUUUGGUAACUAGUGCGCAGUGAAUUAAUAACGUUGCCUAUUAAACUACAAUGCAUACAUGUAUGCAUGUAUUUCCUUAACUACAGCUGGUGGCGGUAAGUAGGUUAGCUUUUAUUACUAAAACGAUUUGUAGAACAAGAGAAGAAGAAACGGGGCAAACAUGGCAGCGUACAUGAGAAGCGUGAUAUGUCUUGUUUCCUUUGAGCGAAACGCUUUUCUAUCAAGGGGAAGUCGUGUUAUUGUGGAAUCCAAGCGAUAUGUACGCGGACUAAGAAGGACACCUGUCCGAGUGUUGUUACCCGAAAACGGCACGGAUAAAGUCCUCAAGCCAGCGGGGCUAAACGCCCCAGCUUUAAUCAGGCAUCCUGAAGAAAGAGACUUUGUGAACGCGAGAGAUAAUGUGCAGUCAUCUACAAAACAUGCUCAUGUUACUGCUGCGAAGGAUCACAUCGAUGGACUGCGCUUCGAGAGAGCUUUCCCUGGAGAUAAAAGACUGGCGAGGUUAGUGAGUGUCGCUCGUUCCAGGACAUUUCGGGAGCACCAGGGUAAAAUCCUCCUGGAGGGCAGGCGUUUAAUCUGCGACGCCCUGGAUGCUGGAGCUAACCCACAGAUGGUGUUCUUCAGUACCCGGGAUCGGCUCCGAGAGCUGCCAUUAGACAAGCUGAAGAGGGCCACGCUAGUCAAAGUCAAGUUUGAGGACAUCAAGAUCUGGUCUGACCUUGUGGCCCCACAAGGGGUGAUUGCCAUAUUUUCCCGUCCGGACCCAUCAAGGUUAAACUUCGCUAUUAGAGGUCAUUCGGUGCCGUUGUCCCUGAUAUGCGACAACAUCCGGGACCCCGGCAACCUUGGGACUAUGUUGCGAUGUGCUGCUGCUGCUGGCUGCCACAGUGUCCUGCUCACCAAGGGUUGUGUUGAUGUUUGGGAGCCUAAAGUUCUGCGUGCAGCAAUGGGUGCCCAUUUCCGCCUUCCCAUCUAUCCCAACUUGGGCUGGGAUGAUAUGGGGAAACAUCUCCCUAAACCAGUGACCGUCCAUGUGGCUGACAGCGGCUGUGCCGCUGACGGAAGUAGAGAGAAAGAGGAUUCACAAGUUAACGCGUCUCACAAAUCGUCCAAAGCAGGAGACUAUGGCUGGGUCAGCACCAAGCCGAAUCAAAACAACAUGCGCUACGAGGAAUACGAUUCUGAUCCAGAAUCAGAUUUGGAAGAUGGGGGACUUUCACUUCCUAGAGUGGACUCAAAGCUGUACCAUGAGAGCUGGGCUCAGAGUCCCACUGCUCUGGUAAUAGGUGGCGAGACGCAUGGUCUGAGUGUAGAAGCAGUCCAGUUAGCUGAGAAGACCGCCGGACGCAGGCUCUUCAUUCCCAUCGCUCCUGAUGUGGACAGCUUGAAUUCAGCCAUGGCUGCCAGUAUCCUUUUGUUUGAGGGCAGGAAGCAACUGUUGAAACUAACUCAGACACCUGAAAGGAAAUGGAAAUCUAAAGCUGAGCAGCAAUUUCCAUGAUGUUGGCUCUAAAUAUCUGUGUGUGACUUCUGGUGUACAUAUGUCCUUAUUACAGACUGAACUAAAUUAAAAUUUGUAUUCUACAUCCUGUCCUGCUAAU
Etheostoma cragini (Arkansas darter) is the source of this 1709-nucleotide messenger RNA. It is a transcript of the gene mrm3a, whose product is annotated as mitochondrial rRNA methyltransferase 3a. The record is from RefSeq and is a predicted model, not a curated record. Gene Ontology annotation, molecular function: RNA methyltransferase activity; RNA binding. Bases 269 to 1609 code for a protein of 446 amino acids. Gene Ontology annotation, biological process: RNA processing. The transcript is spliced from 4 exons. Lineage: Eukaryota; Metazoa; Chordata; Actinopteri; Perciformes; Percidae.